Mycena citricolor is the source of this 6352-nucleotide messenger RNA. The record is from the annotation of a GenBank genome assembly. Lineage: Eukaryota; Fungi; Basidiomycota; Agaricomycetes; Agaricales; Mycenaceae.
UAAGAUUCCAUCCCGCCAUCACAGCACGUGGAAAAUAUCAGAGUCCGUCGCAACAGAUCAGACCUGUGGCAGGCUGCUGCCUGUCAUUUACUUUGCGCCUCUUGCUCAGCGACGUAGCGCGAGCGGCCCCGUCAUGUUCCGGACGCUCCUGACACCGCUCAGGCUGCGCUUCGACUCGUCGCCACGCUCCGCUGUCACCCAAAACAUCGUCACGCCGAUUGUCGCUGAGGAGGAUGAGCUUGAAAACCCGGAGGACUUUGCGAGGGAUGUGCUGGUCGAGCUCAUGCGGAACUCCGUGGAGAAGCUGAAGAUGUCGCAGGACACACACUCGAGGAUGGAGACGCUGGUCGAGAUACAGCGCAUUAUGCUCCAAGACUCGCUAUCCGCAACGAAGGACGUGUUCAGGGAGAUGGAUGGAUUCGUCGGACUCAUGAGUGUUCUCUCCGCAGCGCAUGAGGGAAGCGAGAACGCGGAUGAGGCACAAUUGGGGGAGAUCAUUGAAUGCAGCCGGCUUGCAUUCAUGAUCACGUCGGAGGCGAUGACCGACCACCCGGACAACACUCAGUACUUCAAGACACGCAUCGGAUUCGAGUCGCUAGCCACUGCAAUCGAGAACCUUACCUUGGAUCCACGGACCGUGGACUACACCAUGGGCCUUCUCCUUUCCUUCGCAUUCCGAAACUUCUCUAUUGCGGGGACCUUCAAGUCUAUCCGCGGAGUCGAGCUACCCAAUGUCGAGCCCACCCUGCGAGAAGUAGUGUCGCGCCUGGGGGGUAUCAAACGCCCGGGGGCUAUCGCACUCAUUAACAGAUUCGCGCCGCAGCUCGUUGGCCAAGACGCGACUAUGCGCUUCGGUGUCCUCAAACUAUUCGAGCUACUGGCCAACACGACGCACCGGAACCACGUUAUAUUCAGCAGUCUCGAGUUGGCGGAGAAUGUGCUGGUGCGCUUUUGCGAGCUCGACACGCCAGAUGUGGAGAGGAAUGUGCUGCAGAAGCUGUUGAGGCGACUGCUGGACAUGGGCGCAACGCCUUCUGUGGCAAGAUACUUGUUCCAGGCAGUGAUAAGGGAGGAUGGAACGCUGCAUGCUGAGCUGCUGGAGAUGAUUCGGUACGGGAUGAAAUCGCGGUGGCUAGAACACUUUUCGAUGGAGUCGCCCGCUUCGCUGACGAUGACGGACGACGGUGUCAAGGGUUUGCCAGUGACGGGCUUUACGUACAUGACCUGGCUCUGGAUCAAAGAGCUUCCCAGUACGACCCACACCCUGUUCUCUGCUCAGAUGAACAGCCGCUCCCUCCUUUCGCUGAGCUUGCGAGGCGACGGCAAACUCGAGCUGGCAUCCUCCGCCAACCGCGACAUCGGCGUGUUCCGAAAGAGCCAGAUCACCAAAAUGAGGUGGACACAUGUCACGCUGGUGCACUACCCGUCACGGGCCGGCAAUCCGACCAUCCGACUUUACCUUGACGGAGUUUUGAAUGACGGCUUCAACUGGAACUAUCCAAAAUUCGAGUCACAACCCCAGACGAUCAAGUACAUCAUUGGCGAGGAUUCGAACAAGACCAGGAUGAGCUGGUCGAUUGCCUCUGCUCAUCUGAUGGCUUUCCCAUUCGGCGACGAUCUACCAAGAUUCAUACACCAUCUGGGACCCCGCUACUCGGGAAAUUUCCAGGACCCCAUGCUCGUCAAGUUCCUCACCUACGAGGCCUCCACAUCCCUCAACAUGUAUCUGUCCACGAUCGCCGCAAAAUCCAAUGUUCCAGUGGCUAACAUGGCCCUGAUGAAGGUCGUAAAUGACGGUCUCGGUGUGCCAGAGUCGUCCAUCAUUUUUUCGGUUUCGCCUAGGAGUUGUCCGACCGAUGAUCCCGAGCGGGCAAUCGUCCCAGCCAACGGCAGUAGACACGAAUUUGCGACUCGUGGUGACGUUUUCAUCGUCAAGGCCGCCUGUUUGGAUAUGUCUCUUUGGAAGAUCGGCGGUGCAGCUGUCCCGUUGCGACUACUACAAGUCGCGAGCACUCCUCACGAGGUAUCCCGAGCACUGGGUGUGUUGCUGGAUGGCCUCAGAAACAGCUGGCAAAAUUCUGAAGACAUGGAGCGGAUCCGUGGCUACGAGAUUAUUGCCGGUGUGCUCCGGCCCAAAGCGCACUUGAUCAACAUGACUGGCUUCGAGACUAUUUUCGAGUUUCUCGGCUUCAAUUUCCGUUCACCGGAACAUUCCACCGUUGUGAAUGCCGUUGCUUACCGCGCCAUUGCGCUGGACUUUGAGCUGUGGUCAAGCACACGGGUGGAGGUGCAACGAGUCCAUCUCGAGCAUUUCACCACCCUCCUCGUCUCGAGCCGGUACAAGAAAUUCAACAUCAAGCAGCGCUUCCCCAAGCUUGGGCUCGUGCGCAAGCUCCUGUUCGCUCUGCAGACAAACUGGUACCAGUCUGAGAUCGUCCCAUUCGUGCUCGAGGCCCUGAAAUCUGCGCUCCAAGUCAAUUUCUCCAAAGACGACGCUAUCAAACCCGUCGUUUCGUAUCUCGCAGCCAAUCUGCACCCCGACAAGGCCGUGGAUGACAAAGACAAGGACGAGCCCGCCUCGCCGCAGAGCAUGGAAAAUCGUGACCCGCGAGAGAAGGCGGAGAUGGUCCUGGAGAUGCUCAUCUCGCUCCUUUCGAUCCCGGUGUUAUACAACAGAUUCUGUGUCGUCCUCCCCCUGACGCGGAUCUGCAUCCUGCUCCUGGGUGACCGGCCAUCGCCGUUCAUCGCCACCCAGAUUCUCACGCUGGUGGCGAUCAGCAACAGCAUGGCCCCCGCGUUCGCACGCAAAUUCGAGCUCAUCAGCGGAUGGAGCGUCUUCAAGACCGUGCUUCCUUCGUGCUGGGAUCCGGUUGUGAACGAGGCUGCUCUGGAUGUCCUGCUCGGCCGUUUUUCCGGUGGAGAAACGAUCAAGUCUCCCCUUGAGAAUGGGCAGAGCGCACCCUCCGCGAAAAUCGUCUGCCCUCAAAUCGUGCCCACUAUCUUCUCCGCCCUUCAAGUCGGCUUGGGCACCGUCGCGCGCAACUGCAGUGUUGAUGAUGCGGGAAAUGUGUCCUGGGCCGUCGAGUCGACCAUGGAGGUCCUCAUCGAGGAGCUCAUCGACCUGCACGCGUCGAGCAAUGCGUUCCGCGAAGUGUUCAGGUCGCAGCAGACGACGCAGCUGUUCGUGAACAGUUACAAGGCUUUCACGCUGCGAGUCGUCGAGGCGUCGACCAUCAACCAACGGACCAUCCGUAUUCUAGAAAAGCUGUCGCACUUUGGCCUGGCUCUGGCUCUGGACAACUGUGUCGCCGGCGCUCAGAAACGCGAGAUACUCGACACGUUGGCAGAAGCCGAAACGAUCCUCGCGCCAUCCAACGAAAAGACGGCAAUCGACCCCGCUCUCGUCGUCGACACGCGCACCGUGCGCCAGCGAUUCGCAUCCGCGCGGUUCAGCAUCCAGAUCGGCGAGCGCGCGGUGGUCAAGACCAUGACGCGGAUGAACGAGUGGCGGCUGACGAUCCAGUCGUCCGAGCGCCAGCGGGUGCGCAAGACCAUCCUCGAUCUGCGCGAAAACAAGCGCCAGAUCUCCCGGCUGUCCGAGUGGUCAAACCUGCUGACCUCGGAGCGUGGGCUGUGGCCGAAUCCGGAGGUCAGAACGUGGAGAUUGGAUGAGACGGAAGGGCCGCAGCGCGUCCGAAAUCGACUGGAGCCGAUGAACGACAAGUCGCUGGCCAUCCGCAUCGACACGAGUGAUCCCAACAUGCGCAAUGUCGAGGCGCCCGACAUCGACACGCAGUCGAUCGUCCAAGCAGAGGUCCCGCCGUGGGCCGAGUCGUACGAGAUUUCUGCGACGGACAUGGACGAUCGGCAACUUGCGGAAGAGAUCACGGACGACAAGCACCGGCGCGUGCGCCACGAGCUGGAACCCGGGGAUGUCAUCGAGGCGGUGGCGACCGUCGCGCGGAUCGCGGGGGUGGACUCCUCGCCCGGACUGAUGAUCAUCGGACGGACGCACAUCUACAUGCUCGAUGGGCUGGUUGAGAGCGACGACGGCGAGAUCGUGGAUGCGCACGAUGCCCCCAAGCAGCUGUUCUUCGUGCCCGGCAGCAUUGUCGAGCUUGACGGUCCGCAGAAAGCCCAGCGAUGGUCGCAUGACCAGAUAGCUGCGUUUGGCGACAAGACAUUCUUGUUCAGAGAUGUGGCGCUCGAGAUGUACUUCAAAGACAGCCGCUCGCUCCUGAUCGUCUUUCUCGACAAGCAGCGGCGCCACAACUUUGACCAGAGACUGCAGCACAUCAUCACCCGGCACUCCCACCCGGGAGACAAUGUCCCAUCGGCGUCGACGCCCAUGGGCCGGAGCCGCACGCCGCGGCCUGGGUUUGGGAAGGUGUUCCAGCGGUCGGACGAGCUGUCGACUGCUCAGCGGCGGUGGCAGGCGCGAGAGAUCAGCAACUUCACGUACAUCAGCAUCCUGAACCAGAUCUCCGGUCGCACACCGAGUGAUGCGACGCAAUAUCCCAUCUUCCCCUGGGUGCUGAAAGACUACACCUCAACAACGCUGGACCUCAAUAACCCCGACUCAUUCCGAGACCUGACCAAGCCAAUGGGCGCGCUGACCGAUGUCCGGCGCGAGGCCGCGACGAUGCGCUACACGAAUCUCGAGAGCGUCGGCGAGAAUCCGUUCCACUACGGGACGCACUUCAGCUCGUCGAUGAUCGUGUGCCACUUCCUAAUCCGGAUGGCGCCCUUUACGAACAUGUUCAAGACACUGCAGGGCGGAGACUGGGAUCUCCCAGAUCGGUUGUUCAGCGAUGUUGCGCGCGCAUAUGAAUCGGCUGCAUCCGACGUCCGUGGCGAUGUCAGAGAGCUCAUCCCCGAGUUCUACACAUGUCCAGAGUUUCUCGAAAACUCGGACAACCUCGACUUUGGCGUGCAGCAGAACACAGGAGAGAAGAUUCACGACGUGAAGCUCCCGCCAUGGGCCAAGAAUGACCCGUUGUUGUUCAUCACCCUGAAUCGACGGGCACUGGAGAGCUCGUACGUGAGCGAGAAUCUUCCAGCGUGGAUCGACCUGAUCUGGGGCCACAAACAACGGGAUCCCGAGUCUCUAAACUGCUUCCACCCGCUGUCGUACGAAGGCUCGAUCGACCUCGACAAGAUCACGGACGAGCUCGAGCGCGAAGCGACGGUGGGCAUCAUCCACAACUUUGGGCAGACGCCGCGGAAGCUGUUCACGACGCCGCACCCGGCCCGCUACGACUACGGCCCGUCGACGCUGCCGAUCGGGACGUCGUCAGGGAUCGAGGAGGACCCGCACAUGCUGGUCCAGGAGGGCCGCUGCUUCCACGAGCUGGGGACAGGCAACCCCGUGCGCGAGCUGGUCAUGGAUCCGAUCGCGGACCGGAUGCUCGCCUGUCCGGAGGGCGUGCUGGUCGUGCCGGGCCGGCCGCACGAGCGGGUGGAAUGGGGCACGACACGGGCGGCGGCGGGGCAGCUGCGGUACGUGAUCGACCAGCGGGUGGUGCAGGUGAUCGAGGAGGCGUUCUGCGUGUGCGCGGCAUUCGCGGACUCGACGAGCCUCGUGACCGGGUGCAGCGACUACACGGUGCGGCUGUGGAAGAUGACGCGCAGUGCGCACAACUCGAACAUCGUGCGGCUCGGGCUGGCGAACAUCAUGCGCAUCCACACGCACGACGUCGUCGCCGUGACCGCGUCGCGCGCCUGGGCGAUCGUGCUCAGCGGGUCGCGCGACGGGAGCGCGGCGAUCUGGGACCUGAACCGCGGGAUCUACAUCCGCUCGAUCUGGCACGACGCGCCGGUGCACCUCGUCGCCAUCAACGAGAGCACGGGCUACAUCGCCACGUGCUCGAGCAACAAGCUGUCGCUGCACACCAUCAACGGCCGCGCGAUGGCGGUCCUCGAUCUCACCGCGCCGUCGCCGACGGACGGGAUCAUUUUCUCGCCGAUCACGUCGCUCGCGUUCCACGAGCGGGAGUACUCGCACAUGGGCGUCCUCGCGACGGGCGCGUUGGACGGGACGAUCACGCUGCGCACGUGGACCGCCGACGGGACGCCCGCGGGCGAGACCGCCGUCUGGGAGUUCCUGACGAUGCGCACGAUGCGCGUCCGGGCGGUCGGCGGAGAGCGGCCGCCGGCGGUCACGGCUCUGCGGCUGUACGGAGAGGACAUCUAUCACGGAGAGGAGACUGGCAAGGCGUUCAUGUGGACGCUGCCAGAGUGAUUUUUUACAUAUUUGUAUUUUUGGGUCUAAUAUGUCACAAGGAAGAGCUUGCCAAUAUGAAGACAUUUUUGUAAUCACGCAAAGAGCAAUGAUCAGUAAUAUCGACCAGAA